UGAUAACUAAAAAUUUAUGUACAUAAAUUAUUUUUAUAUGUAUGGGAGAUAAUAUAUAUAUAUAUGUGAAUAUCUUUAGUUAAUUUAAUAUAUCUUAUUAGCUUUUUAUUUAAUAUUAUUUAUAUUAUUUUUAAAUAACAUUAUUCAAUUUAUACAUCAAAAUUGUUACCAGUUAAUUAUAUUACUAAAAUAGUAACUCAUUUUUUAUAUCAAACGAGAAUUCACAACUUUUACCCCAUAGUUUACUGCAAGUUACAUCAAAUCAUAUUUUUUAAUUGUAAAUCAACUCAAAUACUACAUGUGUCACCAAUCGGAGACAUAAUUUUUAAGCCUGAAAAAGGAAAUUCUAUAUAACAAAAAAAAAGGAAAUAAAUCAGUAAAAAGGAAAAUGUUAGACUUUGGUAUCAGUAAAAAUGGAAAUUGAUGUGAUCCCACUCUUAAUCCAUCUACUAUAAAUACAAACUCAACCCUAAUUAAACGAACAUCAUCCAUUCAUCUUAUUUCUUUUACGUAACACGUAGAAAAAAUAGGUCAAAUUCCUGUUCUAUAGUUUUCUUUGAGUAAACUAGUCAUGAGAGCCAGUUUCUACCACGAAGUCUUUGGUGAUUCUCAACCGGAAGAUGCUGGCACGAUCACAGUCACUGCCACAAUCCUUGGCGACGAUGAUGACUUUGACACGUCAUUCACGACAAGCUCGCUUCCCAUACAAGACUUCUUCGGUUUAGAUGGUCAGAACGAAAACUACGUGUGUCAAAUCAUACGAGAAUUGAUGUGUUUCCUUCUGGAAGCAGAUAUCGACGCGGACACUAUUAGAGAUACGAUGAUGAAACUACUUGGCUACGUUCUUAUUGUAACUUGUUUCAGUAGUAGUGGGUACUCUCCUGGAUGUGAUUUAUCGGUUGAGUUGGAUCUCUCUCCUUAUUAUCUCCAUGAUGAUGAUGACUCCCAGUCACAGAUUGAAGAAGCCGCUCAAGUCUUGUUCGAUGAGAUCACUAAUAACACCCGGUUUAGACCCGCUAGCAAGCUCGCGGUCAAAUCCCUAAUCAGGAAAAUUUACAAGAAGAAGAAUAGCGCCUUGGAAGAGUGCACGAUUUGUUUGGAAGAGUUUAAGAAUGGAGGAACAGUUGUGCCUUUGCCUUGUGGACACGAGUUUGACGAGGAGUGUAUCGUCAAGUGGCUUGAGACAAGUCAUGUUUGUCCAUUGUGUCGUUUGGAGUUUCCAUGUGAAGAUCAAAUGAACUAAUUAAGUGCUCGAUGGAUUAAACAAUUAGUACGAGAGGGUAGAUUUGGCUUAUGAGAGUUACUUGUUGUGAUGAAGCUCUGUUUAGUAAUUAAAAAAAAAACAAUUCGAUCCAUUUGUUUUGCUACUUUAGAGUAUGUUCUUUUGUACAAUAAUUGUUUUAUUAUAUUGAUUGUUCUUACAAACUAUCCAGCAACCCUAUAUACAGAAAAUGCCUAAAAUUAUCGAGAGUAUUGACAGUGGAUGUAAUUUAAUAAAAUAACAUCAAAAAGAGUAAAAAAAGAAUGGAGAUGAAUUUUAUUUUGAAAAAAAAAAAUCUCACAAUACAAAG
Molecule: messenger RNA, 1571 nt
Organism: Brassica rapa (field mustard)
Lineage: Eukaryota; Viridiplantae; Streptophyta; Magnoliopsida; Brassicales; Brassicaceae
Product: probable E3 ubiquitin-protein ligase XERICO
Biological process (GO): ubiquitin-dependent protein catabolic process
Cellular component (GO): nucleus
Molecular function (GO): ubiquitin protein ligase activity
Source: RefSeq, a predicted model, not a curated record